Molecule: messenger RNA, 1620 nt
Organism: Purpureocillium lilacinum
Lineage: Eukaryota; Fungi; Ascomycota; Sordariomycetes; Hypocreales; Ophiocordycipitaceae
Biological process (GO): response to heat; protein refolding
Cellular component (GO): cytoplasm
Molecular function (GO): ATP binding; heat shock protein binding
Source: RefSeq, a predicted model, not a curated record
AUGAAUUCUAGCCUGCUCACCAAGGCCGCUGCGCCUGCACGAGUCCUGGCGCAAACCCAGUUCGCCAGCCGACCUAAGCUCCGAGAAUGCGUCGGCAAGAGGGCCCGAAUCCAUACGGCCUCAUAUCGCGUGACGCCUCGCGCCCGACCGACCAGUCAACGAAACAAUUAUACCCCUUGUUCGCGACGGUCGUUCCAUGCCACCAACGCUCUCGCCCAAAAAGAUCCCUAUAAGGCUCUCGGUGUGAGCAAGAGCGCGACCGCCGCCGAGAUUAAAAAGGCCUACUAUGGCCUCGCGAAAAAGUACCAUCCCGAUACGAACAAGGAUGCGACCGCCAAGGACAAGUUCGCCGACAUCCAAUCCGCCUACGAGAUCCUGUCCGACCCCAAGAAGAGGGAGCAAUAUGACCAAUUCGGCGCGGCGGGCUUCGACCCCAGUGGUGGCCCUGCGCCGGGAGGCGACCCUUUCGGCGGAGCGGGCAACCCAUUUGCGGGUUUCGGAGGGCAGGGUGGUUUCGGCGGGGGCUUCAACUUCGAGGACAUCUUCUCCGCCUUCACUGGACAGCAAGGUCCGUUUGGCGGGAGGCGUGGCGCCCGGGGCAGCCCCUUCCAGCAGGAGAUUUUGGUCGGCGACAACAUCGAGGUCCAGGCCAGCAUAUCGUUCAUGGAGGCAGCCAAGGGCACGAGCAAGACCAUCUCCAUCACUCCACUUACCACGUGCGGGACGUGUACGGGUAGCGGCUUGAAGUCAGGCACGCAGCGGUCUCCAUGCAAGGCUUGCAACGGGACCGGCACUCGGUUGCACUUCAUGCAGGGCGGCUUCCAAAUGGCGUCGACAUGCGGGACCUGCGACGGCACUGGCUCGACGAUCCCCAAGGGCUCCGAAUGCAAGACCUGUUCUGGAAACGGGGUGGUCCGCGAACGCAAGACGAUAACCGUUGAUAUCCCCGCCGGCAUCGAAGACGGCAUGAGACUCCGCGUCGACGGCGCCGGCGACGCCCCUCCCACUGGACGAACCGCCGACCCCAACACCCGGUCGCAGCGCGGCGAUCUAUACGUCUUCGUUCGCGUCGCCAAGGACCCCAAGUUCAGCAGGGAGGGGUCCAACAUCCUAUACACCGCCAAUAUACCCUUGACUACGGCCUUGCUUGGUGGCCAGGUUUCUAUCCCCACACUGGACGGGAGCGUCAACGUCAAGGUCGCCACCGGCACCAACACCGGGGACAAGAUGACGAUGAGCGGCAUGGGCAUGAAGCGGCUUGGCUCGCGGAGAGGUGGCUCCGGAGAUCUGAGAGUCGAGUUCAGGGUCAACAUGCCCAAAUACCUCAGUGCGAACCAGCGAACAAUUGUGGAGAUGCUGGCCGAUGAGAUGGGCGACAAGACUGCGAGACGUGUUAUGAAUGUCUCGUCGCAGCGGCCCACGACUGAUCCCUCAGACCCGGAGUCGCACAAGAACGAAGGAUUCCUCAAGUCCAUGUGGCACACGCUGACCAACCAUCCGGCCCACCAGAAGGACGGCGAAGGCGAAUCUAGCACUAGCAAGGACGACAAGAAGCAGGACGACAAGAAGCAGGACAAGCCCAAAGACGAGCCCAAGAAGUCUGACUCGACGUCAGGCUGA